UCGGCUUCCAUGGCCGGAGAUCCGGCUGCGUUUCGGGAGUCGAGCGCCUCAGGGGCCGGCUGGGCUGCGGAAGAGCGGGAGUGAAGGGGGCCGCUCCUUCCACGCCGGGGGACCGUCGCCUGCCGUCGCCUGCCGUCGCCGCCCCCUUUGCCCACUCCAGGCCAGGAUUCGCCUUUGACUCCUAACUUUGAAGAUGCUGGAGUCAUACGUAACUCCAAUUUUAAUGAGCUAUGUGAAUCGCUAUAUCAAGAACUUGAAGCCUUCGGAUCUCCAGCUUUCACUAUGGGGUGGGGACGUGGUUCUCAGCAAACUCGAAUUAAAGUUAGAUGUUCUGGAACAGGAACUGAAGUUACCAUUCACGUUUUUAAGUGGCCAUAUUCAUGAGCUGAGGAUUCAUGUACCGUGGACAAAACUGGGCUCCGAGCCUGUGGUCAUUACGAUCAAUACAAUGGAAUGCAUCUUGAAACUUAAAGAUGGAAUCCAGGAUGACCAUGAAAGCUGUGGUUCCAACUCUACCAACCGAAGCACUGCUGAAAACGCAAAAUCAUCCGUCAAACCCCGAAGAAUUCAGCAGGCUGCUCCUACAGACCCUGAUUUGCCACCAGGAUACGUGCAGAGUCUGAUUAGACGAGUUGUAAAUAAUGUAAACAUUGUUAUAAAUAAUCUGAUACUGAAAUAUGUUGAAGAUGAUAUUGUCCUUUCUGUCAACAUCACUUCUGCUGAAUGUUAUACUGUAGAUGAAUUAUGGGAUCGUGCAUUCAUGGAUAUUUCCGCUACUGAUCUGGUGCUGAGGAAGGUCAUCAAUUUUUCUGACUGUACAGUUUGUCUUGAUAAAAGAAAUGCCAGUGGUAAAAUCGAAUUUUACCAGGAUCCUUUAUUAUACAAAUGUUCUUUCAGAACUCGUCUUCAUUUUACAUAUGAUAACCUAAAUUCCAAGAUGCCAUCUAUUAUUAAAAUUCAUACUUUAGUAGAGAGUCUGAAGCUUUCUCUCACAGACCAGCAGCUGCCCAUGUUCAUCCGUCUCAUGCAGCUGGGGAUCACUCUCUACUAUGGAGAAAUCGGUGAUUUUAAAGAUGGUGAAACCGAGGACCCUGCCUGUCACAGUAAAGACGCAUUAGGAAGCCUUGCAGGCACUGAAGAUGAGACAAGAAUAGACAUGCAGUAUCCUGCUCAGUACAAAGGCCAAGAGUUCUAUUCCCAGGACUAUGAGGAGCCUCAGGGAUGGGUGUCCUGGGCCUGGUCGUUUGUUCCUGCCAUUGUGAGUUAUGAUGCCAGUGAGGAAGACUACCUUGGGAGUGAUACCACGUCAACCAUGCAUCAACAGAAAGUGCAAACCCUGAAGGACCCCAUUGUUUCUGUUGGGUUUUAUUGCACAAAGGCAACUGUGACAUUUAAACUCACUGAAAUGCAAGCUGAAAGUAGCUAUUAUAGCCCACAGAAAGUAAAGUCUAAGGAAGUUUUGUGUUGGGAACAAGAAGGAACUACAAUUGAGGCCCUUAUGAUGGGAGAGCCUUUCUUUGAUUGUCAGAUUGGAUUUGUAGGUUGCAGAGCCAUGUGUCUUAAAGGAAUUAUGGGUGUUAGAGAUUUUGAAGAGCAUGUGAACAGAAGCGAAACUGAAGCCUGCUUCUUCAUUUGUGGUGAGAAUUUGAGUACAAAAGGUUUGACAUACCUUACAAAUUCAUUGUUUGAUUACCGAAGCCCAGAGAACAAUGGCACCCGUGCCGAGUUUAUCUUGGAUGCAGCUCACCAUAAGGAGACAUACACAGAAAUAGCUGGCAUGCAAAGGUUCGGUGCUUUCUACAUGGAUUACCUGUAUACAGUGGAGCACAACAGGGGCAAAGGUCCAGCAAAUCAGCAAGACUUUCCUUCAGGGAAAAAUGAGGACUUGGGAAUAGUUCAAGAGAAGUCUACUAAAAGCCUCGUUAUCGGCCCUCUGGAUUUACGCUUGGACAGCAGUGCAGUGCAUCGGAUUUUGAAGAUGGUCGGCUGUGCUUUGGAACAUGAAUAUGAGCCGUACAGCAGGCUAAAACCAGAAAGUAAGGAUGAAAAGGAAACAGUACUGAAUCCUGAGGAAGUGGCUUCUUUGGAGGAAUAUAUUCCUACUCGGCACACAAGUAUUACUCUUCUCAAAUGUACUUGCACGAUUUUAAUGGCAGAAUUCAAUUUGCUAGACCGCUUGCUUCCCGUAAUCAUGGGAGGAAAGAACUCAAGUAAUUUCAUGAAUGCCACAAACUUCCAGUCACUUCGACCUUUGCCAUCCAUUCAGAUAUUGGUGGAUAAAAUUAAUUUGGAGCAUUCUGUUCCCAUGUAUGCCGAGCAGUUGGUGCAUGUAGUCAACAGCCUCCCUCAGCCUUCCGACAGUCUGCUUCAUUACUGCUAUGUCCACUGCUACCUCAAGGUGUUUGGUUUCCAGGCAGGACUGACAUCUUUGACUCACAGUGGAUCUUACUGCUUACCUGUACCGAUUAUCCCCUCUUUCAGCACUGCCCUGUACGGGAAACUUCUGAAACUCCCUGCUCUCUGGACCAAAAGGUCUCAGACUGUUGUAACUGAAGGUAUUUUUGAACUGCCAAAUCUCACAAUUCAAGCGACAAGAGCACAGACACUUUUGCUGCAAGCAAUAUAUCAGAGUUGGGCUCAUAUUGGAAAUAGCAGCUCUUCAGCAGUGAAUGAGGCUUUGAUGAAUGAAGUCUUCCAAACUGCAGGUGUGAAAGCUAAGAAUCCCCUGCCAACUCUUGAGGGCUCAAUCCAGAAUGUUGAGCUGAAGUACUGCAGCACAUCAUUGGUCAGAUGUGCCUCUGGGACUGUGGGAUCCAUAAAAAUCUGUGCCAAAGCCCCAGGCGACAGUGGAAAAGAAAAGUUGAUUCCUUUGCUUCAGGGCCCUUCUGACACUCGAGACCUUCACAGUACCAAGUGGCUCAAUGAAAGCAGAAAGCCGGAGUCACUCCUAGCCCCAGAUCUGAUCGCGUUCACCACCCAGGUUCCUCAGCACAUGGAUGACUGCCACCUUUCCGGUGCUGUAUUUCUUUGUAGUGUACAAGGAUUAGCAGUUAACAUUGACCCAGUAUUAUAUACAUGGCUCCUCUAUCAACCACAGAGAAGGACAAGCAGACAUAUGCAGCAGCAGCCUGUGGUAGCAGUUCCUCUGGUUCCUGCAGUGAGCAGGAGGAAAGAAGAGGAGCUCUCUACUGGAAGUGCCCCAUUGGCAAAGCAGCAGUCAUAUCAAGCCUCAGAAUAUGCCAGCAGCCCUAUCAAAACAAAAACAGUCACAGGCGUAAUGAGGAAGAUAAUGGCUAGUGGACGCAGAAAUGAGAGGUCUGAGAUCCAGAUUCAAAAGAACACUCAGGGGGACGAGUUCCUUAGGACGGAAGGCUGGGAGACAAGCGCAGAACAGACGACUGGAAAGCCUCUAGAUGGUACUCACCAGCAACAUGGGUUCCUUUCUCUCACCUACACAAAAGCCGUAACAAAAAAUGUCCGCCACAAGUUAACUUCGAGAAAUGAGAGAAGAAGCUUUCAUAAAUUAUCUGAAGGUUUACCAGAUGGCUCGCCUCAUUUUCUUCAUGAAAUUCUUGUUUCUGCACAAGCGUUUGAUAUUGUGCUUUGCUUCCCUUUACUUAAUGCUAUUGCAAGCAUAUUUCAAACUAAGCCACCAAGGACCCAAAAGGAGAAAAGGAAGUCUUCUGGCCAGCCCCUGAGAACCCGUACGCUGACGUCCCGAAGUUUGCCUUUGAUUUAUAUAAAUACAAGUGUGAUCAGAAUUUUUGUUCCUCAAACCGCAAAAACACAGUCAGCUGUUGAAGUGAAUCAGGCAGCAAAGGAGGACACGAUGGUGGUGAAGGUUGGUUCUGUUGCCAUGGCUCCCCAGGCUGAUAACCCACUUGGCAGGUCUGUCCUCAGGAAAGAUAUAUACCAGAGAGCCUUGAACUUAGGAAUUCUUCGAGAUCCUGGAUCAGAAAUUGAAGAUAGACAGUACCAAAUAGACCUGCAGUCCAUCAAUAUUGGUACUGCCCAGUGGGAUCAACUCAAACCAGAGAAAGGGAGUGGCCCAGGAGGACCGCUAACAGAGAGUGAAAGGAACUCUCAGAACCCAGCCCUGGAGUGGAAUAUGGCCAGCAGCAUACGGCGACAUCAAGAAAGGAGAGCGAUUUUGACCCCCAUCCUGACAGAUUUUUCUGUCCGAAUCACUGGAGCACCUGCCAUCAUUUUCACCAGAAUAAUCUCCCCAGAAAAUCUGCACACAGAGGAGAUUUUAGUGUGUGGCCAUUCCUUGGAAGUGAACAUAACCACAAACCUGGACUUCUUCCUAAGUGUGGCUCAAGUUCAACUCUUACAUCAGUUAAUAGUAACAAACAUGACUGGAUUGGAGCCAUCCAACAAGGCCACAGAGAUCUCUAAACAAGAACAGAAGAAAAUGGAUACAUUUGAUGGAGGCGUAGCUGAAACUUCUUCCCGGUACAGCGGUGCUCAGGACAGCGGAAUCGGCAGUGACAGCGUUAAAAUCCAGAUUGUGCAAAUAGAGCAGUGCAGCGGCGCCAGUCAGCACCGCAUAGCCCGACCCUCCCACCAGUCCUCCAUCGUGAAAAACCUCAACUUUAUUCCCUUCGACAUAUUUAUUACGGCCAGUAGGAUCUCACUAAUGACCUAUUCCUCGGUGCCCUUACCCAAGUCCACAGUACCGGAAGAGAAGGAGGAUGGGACAGCAGGCAAGAAUUCCUCAAACCUCCCAGAAGUUGAUGCUGACGUAGUUAAACCUAACCAGGCAUGCAUCUCCAUGGUGACUGCUGAAGAUCUCUUAAGCAGUAGCAAUUUUUUUCCUUCAGGAAAAAAAGUAAGGGUUCUCUCCCUUGAAAGCCUCCAUGCGUCUACACGGUCAUCUGCUAGACAAGCACUCGGUGUCACUGUUGUUAGGCAACCUGGCCGAAGAGGAACAGGUGACUUAGAACUUCAUCCAUUUCUCUACUUAAUUGUAUCCCAGCCUUCCUUGCUUCUGAGUUGUCAUCACAGGAAACAGAGAGUGGAAAUGUCCAUCUUUGACGCUGUGCUUAAAGGUGUGGCCCCUGACUACAAGUGUGCAGAUCCUGGGAAGACUCUGCCAGAAGCCCUUGACUACAACACUGUGUGGCUACAGACGGUGCCUGGAGAAACAGACAGUAAAAGUGGAAUUCCACCUUCCCUUGUUACACUACAAAUUAAAGACUUUCUUAAUGGACCAGCUGACAUCACCUUGGAUAUAUCAAAGCCUUUGAAAGCUAACUUGAGUUUCACCAAACUGGAUCAGUUAAAUCAUUUUUUAAAGAAGAUUAAAAAGGUACACAGCUUUGAACAUAGCAAAGAGACCUCAGCCCCAUCGGACACUAUCCUGAAUAAGGAUGAGCCUCCCAUCUCCAGAUGGUACUGCGGAAAGUCGUCUCAGCCCAGAGUUCGCUGUGAUGGAGUGCAGACUUCUUUUCAAGAAAACAUGUGGAGAGCCACUUCCUGCUUUCAAAAAGUUUCUGUCCGCACUACCCAGAUCGUGGUCUCCAUGGAGACUGUCCCACAUCCUCACACACCGUGUGUGUUAGCAUCACUGUCAACCCUCAAUGGAAGCCUUAGUGUCAGAGCAGCACAGAGAGUACCAGGCAUAAGUCUUGGAUCAUCAUUCCUCCUCAACAUAAGCGAUUUUCUCCUUAAAACAAGCCUCAAAGACAGAAGUCGGAUUCUGAUGGGACCUUUCUCUGCUACUGUCAAUCUGGAAGCCAAAUGGUGUAAACACAGUGGCAAUCCAGGUCUACAACAGGCCAUACCAAAAAUAGCCGUGGAUUUAAGAGGUGGUCUGCUACAGGUCUUUUGGGGUCAAGAGCAUUUGAAUUGCUUGUCCCUUCUGCAUGAAUUAUUCAGUGGGUAUCUUCAGGAAGAGGGGAGCUUUGAAGUGCCGGUUCCCGAAUCAGCACCCCAAUUGCCAUCUCCUGUGGAUAAGACUCAAGCUCUGAAAAGUGAACCAAGUUCAGAUGACCUGCGGACAGGCGCCUUUCAGUACCUCCAGGAUGCUGAACCUUUGAAACUCCCUGGUGCCUAUGAAGUCUUGUUCUGCAGUGAGACAGACGAGAGCCCGGGGAUGAUGCUGUGGAGGUAUCCAGAACCUCGCGUGCUCACCCUGGUACGGAUAACUCCUGUGCCUUUCAACACCACAGAGGACCCAGAUAUUAGCACAGCGGACCUUGGUGAUGUGCUGCAGGUCCCUUGUAGUUUGGAAUAUUGGGAUGAACUCCAGAAGGUUUUUGUUUCAUUCCAAGAAUUCAGCCUGUCUGAAAGCAAAGUCUGUGAGCUGCAGUUGCCGGACAUCAGUCUUGUGAGCGACCAGAAGAAACUGGUGUCCUCCGAUCUGUGGAGAAUUGUCCUGAACAACAGUCAGAAUACAACAGAUGACCAAAGCUCUGCGAGUGAAUCUGGUUCUCAGAGCACCUGUGAGCCACUUGUAACUCCAACAGCCCUGGCUGCCUGCACCAGAGUCGACUCCUGUUUCACCCCAUGGUUUGUCCCGUCUCUCUGCAUGUCCUUCCAGUUGGCUCACCUGGAGUUUCGCCUCUGCCAUCACUUGGACCAGCUAGGCACAGCUUCACCACGGCAUCUCCAGCCAUUCAUUCCUGAUAAAAAUGUGCCAUCUGAACUAGAGUACAUGGUGAUUUCCUUCAAAGAACCAACCCUGUAUCUUCGACAGUGGAGCAGCGAUUCCGUCUGCCAGGAGCUCCGGUUCUCAUCGCAGGUGGACUGUCGGCUUCUGGAGUGCAGAAACGUCACAAUGCAAACUGUGGUGCAGCCCUUUGGCAUCUCUGGGCAGAUCUCACUCUCAGACGACGGAGUGCAGAGGCGGCUGGACGGCACCAUGAUCAUGGACUCGGUGCUUGUCAACUUUGGGCAGCAUGUGGUUCACUCCCUAAACACUGCGAUACAAGCUUGGCAGCAGAACAAAUGCCCUGAGGUAGAGGAAUUGGUCUUCAGCCACUUUGUGAUCUGUAAUGACACACAGGAGACACUGCGGUUUGGCCAGGUGGACACUGAUGAAAAUAUCCUGCUGGCAAGUCUCCACAGUCACCAGUACAGCUGGCGUUCUCACCGAUCCCCACAGCUGUUACACAUCUGUAUUGAAGGCUGGGGUAACUGGCGUUGGUCAGAGCCCUUCAGUGUGGAUCAUGCCGGGACAUUUAUUAGAACGAUUCAGUACAAAGGUCGAACUGCUUCCCUCAUCAUCAAGGUUCAUCCGCUCAGCGGAGUGCAGAAACAGAUUAUCAUCUGUGGACGACAGAUCAUCUGUAGUUAUUUGUCUCAGAGCAUAGAGCUGAAAGUUGUUCAGCAUUACAUUGGUCAAGAUGGACAAGCUGUAGUCCGAGAACACUUGGAUUGCCUCACAGCCAAACAGAAAUUGCCUUCGUACAUAUUAGAAAACAGUGAACUGACAGAGUUGUGUGUGAAGGCCAAAGGAGAUGAAGACUGGUCAAGAGAUGUGUGCCUGGAACCCAAAGCCUCUGAGUAUAGCACUGUCAUCCAGGUGCCUUCUUCAAACAGCUCCAUUAUUUAUGUAUGGUGCACAGUUUUGACUUUGGAACCCAAUUCUCAAGUUCAACAGCGAAUGAUUGUGUUCAGCCCUCUUUUUAUCAUGAGGAGUCAUCUUCCAGACCCUAUUAUCAUACAUUUGGAGAAAAGAAGUCUGGGCUUGAGCGAAACACAGAUGAUUCCAGGAAGAGGGCAGGAAAAUCCGCUGCAGAACGUGGAGCCUGACCUCGUGCACCACCUGACGUUUCAAGCGCGAGAAGACUAUGAUCCUUCAGACUGUGCUGUUCCCAUAUCAACAGCCCUCAUUAAGCAAAUAACCACUAAGAUACAACCUGGAGGCACAGUUAACCAGAUGCUUGAUGAGUUCUAUGGGCCAGAACAGUCCCAUGAACCCACUUGGCCUUAUAAUAAGAAGGAUUCGGACAGGAAUGACCAGCUGAGUCAGUGGGACAGCCCGAUGCGAGUGAAGCUGUCAGUCUGGAGACCGUGUGUUAGCACCCUGCUGAUAGAGCUGCUGCCCUGGGCUCUGCUCAUCAACCAGUCCAAGUGGGACCUCUGGCUGUUUGAAGGAGAGAAGAUUGUUCUGCAGGUUCCUGCUGGCAAAAUUAUUAUUCCUCCUAAUUUUCAGGAAGCUUUUCAGAUUGGAAUUUACUGGGCAAACACAAACACUGUGCACAAGUCAGUAGCAAUUAAACUGGUCCAUGAUCUGACGUCCCCAAAGUGGAAAGAUGGCGGGAAUGGCGAAGUGGUGACGCUGGAUGAGGAUGCCUUUGUUGAUGCUGAAAUCAGACUCGGCGCUUUCCCAGGACGUCAGAAGCUGUGUCAGUUCUGCGUCUCCUCCAUGGUGCAGCACGGCAUACAGAUUAUUCAGAUUGAAGAUAAGACUACAAUAAUUAAUAGUACACCAUAUCAAAUAUUUUAUAAGCCACAGUUGUCUGUCUCCAACCCCUAUUCUGGAAAGGAGCAUUUCCAUGUUCCAGACACCGCUACUUUCAGCAUUUGUCCAGGUGGAGAGCACUCUGCUAUGAAAUCCAGCUCCUUGCCUUGCUGGGACUUCAUGCCUGAUAUGGGGCCAUCAGUGGACACAGCCGUGCUGCAGAAACAGAUACUGCUGGGCUUUUCUCCUGCACCAGGUGCCGACAGCUCGCAGUGCUGGAGCCUGCCAGCUGUGGUUAGACGAGAGUUUCCCAGACAGAGUGUAGCAGUGCCCUGUGGAACCUCGAGGGAAAAUGGAUUCUGCACCAGGGCAAUAGCACUGACAUAUCAAGAACACUUUGGAGUCACUUAUUUAACCCUCUCAGAAGACCCCAGUCCUCGAGUAAUUUUCCACAACAGAUGUCCAAUGACGAUGCUCGUCAAGGAGAACAUCAGAGAUAUUCCGAUGUUUGAGGUUUAUUGCAAAAAAAUUCCUUCUGAGAGCUCAGUUCACCAUGAGCUGUAUUACCAGAUUGUCAGUUACCCAGACUGCAAGACCAAAGACGUACUUCCCAGCCUCCUGUUAAGACUGGAAUCAACGGGAGAAAGGACAGCUGAGUGGAGUGACGCUGUAGACAUCAACAGUCAAGGGACUCAGGUUGUGUUCCUUACCGGCUUCGGAUAUGUGUACGUGGACAUUGCCCAUCAGUGUGGCACAGUCUGUAUCACUAUAGCCCCAGAAGGAAAAACAGGACCCAUGUUAACCAGCACCAACAGAGCUCUGGAGAAGAUGGUUACUUUUAAAACGUUCAUCACCCGCCUGAGCCUGGCAGUGUCUGAUGACCUCACACACCACAAGGCAUCAUCUGAGCUUCUAAGGCUCACUCUGGACAACAUUUUCCUCCACGUAUGUCCUGUGCCUGGUGUCCUCCCAGGGGAAGAGCCUCCGUCCACCCUGCUCCAGCUUUUCAGUGUGGAAGUCUACUUCGGGGACCUGCAGCUGGACAACCAGCUUUAUAACAAAUCCAACUUCCACUUCGCUGUCUUGGUCUGCCAAGGAGAGAAGACAGAACCAGUGUGGUAUUCGAGAGUGCAGAGUCUCCUGGUCUCCAGCAAAGACUUGGAGGAAUACAAAGAGAACUGCUUCAUCAAACUUCGCCUCACUGUGUCUGAGGGGACGGACUUCCUCUUUGAUGUCAGUGAGUUCUCUGUUGAACUGAAGCCAGCACGGCUCUAUGUGGAGGACACCUUUGUAUACUACAUCAAAACUUUAUUUGACACCUACCUUCCUCACAGCAGGGUGGCUGGUGACCAUGCACAGCUCUCUGCAGGGGAGCAGGUGCUGCCCGUGCAGGUGAGACAGCAUGCCAGGGCCUUGGUGAACCCGGUGAAGCUACGGAAGUUGGUCAUCCAGCCAGUGAACCUCCUUGUCAGCAUCCACGCCUCUCUCAAGCUGUACAUUGCCUCCGACCACACCCCUCUGUCCUUCUCUGUAUUUGAAAGGGGACCAGUGUUCACUACGGCGAGGCAGCUGGUGCACGCACUGGCCAUGCACUAUGCUGCUGGGGCUCUUUUCAGAGCAGGCUGGGUGGUGGGGUCUCUGGAGAUCCUCGGCAGCCCCGCCAGCUUAGUGAGAAGCAUUGGAAACGGGAUCUCGGACUUCUUCAGGCUUCCAUACGAGGGACUGACACGAGGCCCAGGGGCCUUUGUGAGCGGAGUUUCCCGAGGGACCACAUCAUUCGUCAAGCACAUUUCCAAAGGUACCUUGACAUCCAUCACCAACUUGGCCACCAGCCUGGCCCGAAAUAUGGACCGGCUCUCGCUGGAUGAAGAGCACUAUAACCGGCAGGAGGAGUGGCGGCGGCAGCUUCCUGAGAGCCUGGGCGAGGGACUGCGGCAGGGCCUGUCCAGGCUGGGCAUCAGCCUGCUCGGUGCAAUUGCUGGAAUAGUUGAUCAGCCAAUGCAGAACUUCCAGAAAACAUCCGAGACCCAGGCUUCAGCAGGACGUAAGGCCAAGGGUGUCAUCUCAGGUGUGGGGAAAGGAAUCAUGGGGGUCUUCACCAAACCCAUCGGGGGAGCUGCAGAACUUGUGUCACAGACUGGCUAUGGUAUUUUACAUGGAGCUGGACUUUCUCAGCUUCCCAAACAACGGUAUCAACCAAGAGAUCUCCAUGCUGACCAAGCUCCAAACAGCCAUGUCAAAUAUGUCUGGAAAAUGCUUCAGUCUCUGGGCAGACCAGAAGUCCACAUGGCUCUCGAUGUGGUUCUGGUGAGGGGUUCAGGCCAGGAGCAUGAAGGGUGCUUGCUGUUGACAUCAGAAGUGCUCUUUGUCGUAAGCAUCAGUGAAGACACACAACAACAGGCCUUCCCCAUCACAGAGAUCGACUGUGCACAGGACACCAAGCAAAACAACCUGCUCACUGUGCAGCUCAAGCAACCAAGAGUAGCCUGUGAUGUGGAGACGGAUGGUGCCCGGGAGAGACUGUCAGAGCAACAGUUCAACAGGCUCGUGGACUACAUCGCAAAAACAUCUUGUCACCUGGCCCCAAGCUGCUCGUCCAUGCAAACAGCAUGUUCUGUGGUCGCUGUGGAGCUGCCCCCUGCCACUGUCAGAACCUACCACUACUUAGCUGACCCCCACUCUGCUCAGGUCUUCGUUAGUAGGUUCACCAUGGUAAAGAAUAGAGCCCUGAGGAAAGGCUUCCCCUGAGUCCCUUCCUGAGUCCCCCUUAGGGCAGAUGUUUGAUUGCUGAGCAACAGAGGGUUCCCACAUUCAACACGGACACGAGUCCAGCGUGUAUAGUAGCAGGCAUACUAACUGUGCAGGGAUUUUAUAUAGUACCUUCUCCCCAGACCAAAAAGAUAAAAGAAAAAGAUACCCCUUCUUCAAGUUACAAAGAAAAAAAAUUCAAGUGGGAGAGGAACAAAGGAUCAGCAGAAUCCUGUUUUUGUAUUCUUACCAUGUGUAGAAAACAUUUUUUCUCUAUGCCAUCUGCUGAAAUUGUCACUGUAAUUUCAAUAUGUUAACGUUCUGCUAUAUAGUAAAAUGUGGACAGGCCUUAGAAUAGACACAAAAUAAAACUCCACCACCCCUGUAAUACCUAGAGUGUUGUUUCACUUGUUGAGUUUUUUCAUUUAACUACAAUACCAUUCUUUUAGUAAAACUGAUGUAUAUUAACUGCUCAGGUAUAUUUUGGAAAGCUAUGUUUUACCAAGCUAAAAAGUAACAUUUUGUGUCUACCGACAAGAACAGAACAUAAAGAACAGAACAUAAUGCUUGUAUGUUUAUUUAGUUCCAGAAUUCCUUAGUAAAUGGAGUAAGUUAAGAACCCCAACAUUGCCAAACCGUGGUGGCACACACCUUUGAUCCCAGUACUUGGGAGGCACAGACAGGUGGAUCUCUUGAGUUCGAGGCCAGUCUGGUCUACAGUGCGAGUUUCAGGACAGCCAGAGCUACACAGAGAAAACCUGUCUCCAACAUUAAGGCUAACAAUACCAUCAGUCCAGGUAGUUCUCUAUGUACUGACUUGAUAAAGUGUGUAGGCAGUUCCUAAAGGCUGAUAAGAAUUAUUUAACAUCCAAGAAAGGUUUCGAUGCAAGACCUGGAGACCAGCUGUCUCAUCAUCUGCUGAUGGCAUCUGUGCAUGGGCCUGAAACGUGUUUCCUUCAGCUGAAAAGCGACAGUACGAUCUUAAAGACCACCGAGCUCCAGCUCCCAAGUCGGCUGGGCACACACCCCACUACAUCGCUACUACUGGAAAACAAAAGUGGACAAUUCAAGCCAAACAUGAAAAUCGUCUCUGGAUUAGUCUGUUACUCAUUUAGGAAAGCAACAUUUUUGUCAACCUCAAGAAUAAUUAUUUUUAAGAAUGUAAAUAUGUACUGAAUCUUAUAUGGCUUAAGGUAAUUUUACAUAUUGCUAAGAAUUAUAUAAAUAAUAAAAGACAUUCCUGAAUUACUGA
Molecule: messenger RNA, 12410 nt
Organism: Myodes glareolus (Bank vole)
Lineage: Eukaryota; Metazoa; Chordata; Mammalia; Rodentia; Cricetidae
Source: RefSeq, a predicted model, not a curated record